CUGUGCGUGUUGGUGGAGGGUCGUACCGGGUCUGUGUCCCAGCCCUUUUCGUGUGUGUGGUGGCCGGGGUCGUGUGCGAGGUCGUCGGGUUAUAUUAACAGAGAUCUCGGUCAAGCAUCUACGGACGAUUAAAAGAAAAGGUGGAUUGAAUUCGAUUCGCUUUAAGGCGUUCGGUAUUGGUCGAUAUUAAUUUCCUCUUAUCGAUAUUUUUCCUUUUUUAAGGCGGUUGGUGGGCAUAGAGAGCGUCAGGAUGAAUAUGCUACUGUUUGUUUUGUGCGCCUCCGUGGCCUCACUCAUCAUAUAUGUGUACGAGAAAAAGAAAACAAAAAAAGAAGAAUGAUGGAUUUGGAAAUAUGACCAAAUGUCAAUUAGUACCAUGGCUUAAUUUGCAUGCAAAUCAUGAUUUAGUAUAGCUGAUAUAUAUUCAAAUGAAACAUACACUAUACACAGCUGUCACGCCAGUUGUUGAGCACAUAGAUAUUUUCAAAAUUGAUUGGGAUUCUUUUGAUCAAUUGUGAAAAUGAUUUAUUUUCAGGAACAAAAUUUCAUGAGACGUAAAGUUAUAUGUUUGGAACCGAACACGAACUCCAAAAAAGAAAUCUUGCGCUCCUGACGAACCCACGUCACUCCAGGCCAAGUCAUGCAAACAGACCCAAACAAAAUCAAGAGAAAAUAAACACAUUUUCCGGAGACACUCACGACAAGAAGGCAUUUUCACAAACACCCUAAGUUAUUGUUUAGCUGCUCUGCCUCGCUUGUCCAGAAGCUUUCCAGUUCUGCAUUACUUCCAAAACUUAUUUCUUUGCCCCAGUUCCUGCAAAUAGGUUUUAGAGCCACCACGCUAGUCUUCUGCUUCACAUUCUCAAACGUUUUCCCUCUUCCUCAUCUCCGUCGAUUUAGUUUCAUGUGCAUCAGAAUCAGGAUUUGAUAUGACAUCUGACCUCGUUAUCUCGCAAAAUAAGUAGAUGAGUUUGCUGUUGCUAGAGUAGGAGUUUGACAAGAAUAAAGAUAGAUAUCAAACACUACUCCAGUGUAACAUUAAAUUCUUAAAGACAUUAAAAAAUAAAUAAGAUAAAACGAUAGUAAGUACGACACAAACGGGUGCCACACCGCCUACAAAGCACACCAACACCGAAAACUUUGUCAUACUAGUCACUGCAACAUACAAUAUUUUCUAACUAGAUAGCCAUACCACACGAACACGCACACAUUACACACACUACCAGCGAACCACGCAUUACCCGUUCGUCAAGCCAUCGACGUCUCAAUUAAGAACAAAAAGGAACGAAAAAACUCGACCUCACGAAACUACCUGCGAUGGCGUGGAGUGACUUCGUGGAUUGGCUGGACGAGAACAAGGUCGUUCUCAUUGCUGUCACCUGCUCAGUGGCGGGCGCCGGAGCGACGCUGCUGGCGCUGCGGGCGUGGCUUCAGGGGCCCUCGUGCAGGAGCAAGGCGCGCCUGGACGGCAAGACGGUGGUCAUCACGGGCGCCAACACGGGCAUCGGCAAGGAGACGGCCAGGGACCUGGCCAAGCGAGGCGCCCGCGUGGUGAUGCUGUGCCGCGACCUGGACAAGGCGCGGACGGCGGCCGAGGAGAUCAACAAGGAGACGGGCAGCACGGUGGGCGUGUACCACCUAGACCUCGCCUCGCUCGAGUCCAUCCGCAGCACCGCCGCCGCCCUCAGGGACACGGAGCCGCAGAUCCACAUCCUUAUCAAUAAUGCAGGCGUGAUGAUGUGCCCUCGCUGGGAGACGAAGGACGGCUUCGAGAUGCAGCUCGGGACCAACCACCUGGGCCACUUCCUCCUGACGCUGCUCCUGCUGGACCAGUUGAAAGCCGCCGCUCCUUCGAGGGUCGUCAACGUGUCCUCCAUCGCCCACACGCAGGGAAGUAUGCACUGGGACGACUUGCACUUCACCAAGUCGUACGACGCCAAGGAGGCCUACUGCCAGAGCAAACUGGCCAACGUCCUCUUCACGCGGGAACUCGCGCACAGACUCAGAGCCACGGGAGUGACGACCUACUCCCUCCACCCCGGUGUUGUGCAGACGGAGUUAGGUCGCCACAUCCACGAGUCCGUCAACUCCUUCAUCCACUGGGCCUUCCACUUCUUUGGGAAGUUCUUUUUCAAGACGGUAGUCCGCGGCGCCCAGACGACCAUCUACUGCGCGGUGGACGAGUCGCUUGCCACGCAGUCGGGGAAGUAUUACAGUGACUGUGCAGAAAAGAGACCACACCCGAACGGUCUGUCGGAUGAGGACGCCAAACGGCUGUGGGACACGAGCUUGCAGUUGGUUGGCCUCGAUCAGUAUAAUGUCUAGACCAAGGUAUCAAUUGACGCCUUAUUACACCUGAUCACAAACGCUGCUCUUCAUAUCGAUUACUGAUUUCCGGCGUACGAUUUGCCCUCACUAUACUUGUCCUUCCUUUAAGUCGUGUAUCGUUCUUUUGUUUGCAUGCAAAACUAUUUUAAGAUGUAAUGGUGGCAAUAAAGAUCUAUAGAUUUUUCAUUAAUAAAAUAUUUAAGUUGCAUUGUUUUAUUUCCUCAGUGCAUUACACUUGUACACACACACGGCGCACUCGCGACCGUCAAAAUGAGGAAACAAAGAUACCUCUUUAAAUAACCUGACAAGCUUCGCCACAAGUUCCGGGUUGGCUCGCUGGGCUGGUCAUGAGUGUGUUCGGGAUGCGUCUCGAAUGAGCCCCAGGAUUGCAUUUGCAUUGGGCAUUCUCUGGACUUGCUCAAGUUUUGAUGUAUGACUUUGUGGAACUUCAUGCAUACUGAACAGAAAAGUAUGGUUGCACGAGUAAUGGCUGCCCGUGACAAUCGACAAACAUCACCUGUACAUACUAAUAGCAAGGUGCAAGGGGAGGUUCAAAAAGAAAAUGGUUUUGUCAAUAUCGUGCAGAAUAUGACCAAAGGUCUGAGUUUUUAAACAUUCACAUUGAACAAUCUUACUAUCUUUAUAAACCUAAACUGCAUGGGAAGUAGCUAAGGCCUCAAAUCAGUGAUCAAAAAAACUCGUUCAGGAGGUGCCCGAUGGGCACCAAUUCUCCGGGCAAAACGGACAGGCAAACCAACAGAGUGCAAAGUCCGCCGGGCACUGUUCGAUUAUGAGUUCAGGGCCUAAAGCCUUCACACGAACGGGCAUCAUCGGCGGGCAAAGGAGUGGAUACGAGCAAGCUUUAUACAAGUCGUAAAGACCUUGGGCACGAGGUCACAGGCGGGUAAACCACUCGAUAAACAAGUGAGGGCCUAUCCACAACGCGGAAACUACAAUUACAAAAGCGCAUUGCAUGUAAAUUCAAACAUUCACAUAGUACAUGAUUCUUCACUAUUUGAAGUAUGCAUUACCUUUGAUGACCUAGGCGGUAAUCCGCGUAUCUGUUGCAAUUUUUUUUUCUGCCCGUGUUAACAUCUAAGGUCAUUAGUGGCAUAUUCGGCUGGGGAAGGAAACGCCCAGGUAAAGGUCAAACAGCAUUGUGAUAAAAUAAUGAGGGGAAAAGGGGCAAAUAGUUAACGAUUAUGGCAAAAAUGUUAGAUGUCAAAGGUUGUAGAGGUAUGAAGUAUGGUAGUGAAAAGGGGAAAAUGGAGAGACUAACGGAGGCCAUUCACGACUGAGACAAAGGCAAUCUCUACACUUUUCAGCCCGGCUGUAACACUUUAGGGUAAGGACAAAAGGGGAUGAAGAAAAGGAAAAGGAAAUUGGGAGAAGCAGCAAACCAUGCAAAAUUAGUGGAGGCAAGGGCGGAGGGCCAAGGUAGGGGUGAUUUUCUGAUCUAAUCUGGGCCUCAAUGUCCGUCUCGUAAGUUCACAGCUUGUAUCAUCUAUACAAAUUCCUGGAAAUUUUACCUUUCUCCACAAAUUCCUGGAACAAAUUUUACCUUUCUCCACAGAUCUAGAGCAUGAAGAAUAUUUUCACUCCAGCUGACCGAUUCUCAAGUAAGGUCAUCAAGUGAUACACAAAUUCCUUGAGUGAUUCCAUAAUUGAUUUAAACUAAACUGAAUUUGGUAACCAUACAUCAUACUUUUAGAUUAUUUCAUGACCUUUUUCUUUUAAGAGCUGUAGCUUCAUACAUUUCAAAUCCUUGUAUUCAUGGGUUAUUUUUCAGAUUCCUGGAGGUAAUACCACAUUUUGCGGAUCAAAAAAGGCACAGCACCCUUCAAAAUCCCACAAAUCAAAGCAAUCUUUUUAACAUUUUGAAUGUAUGGAUAAUGGAGAUCUUUAUGAAUGAAAGUAGCUCAUUUUCAUAUUCUUUGGCAUCUAAUAACAUUGGAAUAACAGUUUUGAAGGUUGAAGAAAAAUUCAAGAUACUGAUAAACCAUGUAUUUGUGUUUGAAUACCAGGUCCCUAGUAAUACCCCUCUUGGGCACCAGGUAACAAUCUCACACGCCAGGCUGGGCAGCACAUGGGCACCAAUUUUAAACACCACUUUGAUCUUGUAAAGCAUUUAUACUAAUCAGUUAUACCUACUGGCUAUGAUUUAAUUCUUGGGUGACUAUUCUAUAGAUAUAACUGGGGCUAUUUAGCAUAUGUAUAAUAGCCCCAUCACAAGCAGUUUGACAAACCACACCUUAAAAUCACCGUAUACCCUUGGAAUUACAAAUUCAAAAAAUAAUUAUAAAAGGAAUAGAAUGUGUUUGGAUGUGGAAUAGGCAACCCCUAUCAGUCUAGACUGCAAUCUUUCAGAGUUGGAGGAUGUAAUGCCGUGUCAAAUAGAUUCACCUCAGCACAAAAACAGAUAAAAAAAAAAAGAAAAAAAAAAAAAAAAAAAA
Molecule: messenger RNA, 4781 nt
Organism: Penaeus vannamei (Pacific white shrimp)
Lineage: Eukaryota; Metazoa; Arthropoda; Malacostraca; Decapoda; Penaeidae
Source: RefSeq, a predicted model, not a curated record